Molecule: messenger RNA, 2566 nt
Organism: Lobosporangium transversale
Lineage: Eukaryota; Fungi; Mortierellomycota; Mortierellomycetes; Mortierellales; Mortierellaceae
Product: heat shock protein 70 family
Exons: 3
Coding region: 145-2469 (774 amino acids)
Biological process (GO): protein folding
Cellular component (GO): nucleus; cytosol
Molecular function (GO): ATP binding; ATP-dependent protein folding chaperone
Source: RefSeq, a predicted model, not a curated record
AACUUUUUAAAAACCCCUCGAUCGAGUUCUUUUUUUCUUUUUUUUUCUUUGCAUUGUUCAUCUUCAUUUCACAUCUAGCAUCAUCUCAUCAUUCCCAUCUGUAUACUACCCACAUACACCACACCGUCACAUUAAUACAUAAAUAUGUCCGUCGUCGGUAUUGAUCUCGGAAACUUGCAGACAAUUAUUGCUGUCGCAAGAAACCGUGGCAUUGAUGUUAUUUGCAAUGAGGUUUCAAACCGCUUCACACCAUCACUGGUCUCAUUUGGUCCUAAGCAGCGCUAUCUCGGCGAGACCGCCAAGACACAGGAGAUUUCCAACUUCAAGAACACUGUCUCGUGCUUGAAGCGUAUUAUCGGACGUACCUUUGCAGACAAGGAAAUUCAGGAGAUCGAGAAGCAAUACUUGACUGUUCCUUUGGUCGAUAUCAAUGGUCAGCUUGGUGUCAAGGUCAACUAUCAAGGACAGGAAACCACCUUUACUGUGGUCCAGAUCUAUGCCAUGUACCUUACCAAGAUGAAAGAGAUCGCUACAGUUGAGACCAAAUUGCCAGUCUCCGACUGUGUCAUCGCCAUCCCUUCCUGGUUCACAGAUGUUCAGCGCCGCGCUGUAUUAGAUGCAUCUGAAAUUGCGGGAUUGAAUGUCCUUCGUCUAAUCAACGAUUCCACUGCCAUUGCCCUCGGCUAUGGUAUUACCAAGACCGACCUUCCCGAGGAGAAGCCUCGCAAUAUCUGCUUUGUCGAUGUCGGUCAUUCUUCAUACACUGUCUCCAUUGUCUCGUUCAUUAAGGGUCAACUUACUAUCAAAGCCCGUGCUUUUGACAGACAUUUUGGAGGCCGUGACUUUGACCGUCUGCUUGUGAAUCACUUUGCUGAUCAAUUCAAGACCAAAUAUGGCAUUGAUGUCAAGUCGAACGGCAAGGCCAUAAUCCGUUUAAUGGCUGGGUGUGAGAAGCUCAAGAAGGUUCUUUCCGCUAAUUCCGAGGCUCCUUUGAAUAUUGAGUCUAUCAUGGAGGAUCGCGAUGUUUCCUCGAUGAUGAAGCGUUCCGAAUUUGAGGAGCUAGCAAAGGAUUUGAUCUCACGUUGUGAAGCUCCCCUCAAGAAAGCUCUGGAUGAGUCUGGAUUGAAGAUCGAGGAUAUUGAUGCUGUCGAGAUGGUCGGAGGCAGUAUUCGUAUUCCUGCCCUGAAGGAACGUAUCCAAGCUUUCUUUGGCAAGGAGCUCUCUUCGACCCUCAACCAAGACGAGGCUGUUGCUCGUGGUGCUGCUCUUCAGUGCGCCAUUCUGUCGCCCUCGUUCAAGGUCCGCGACUUUACUGUUCAGGAUAUCACCAGUUAUCCUAUCAAGAUCACUUGGCAGCCUACUCCUGAGGAGGAUGAAACUGAACUGGUUGUGUUCAACAAGAAUAACUCCAUCCCCUCAACAAAGGUCUUGACUUUCUACCGUUCAGAGCCAUUUGAUCUUGAGGCACACUAUGCUGAGCCACAGGACAUUCCUGCAGGCAUCAACCCAUGGAUCGGUCGCUUCUCUAUCAAGAAGGUUGAGCCAGUUAAUGGUGAAGCUGCCUGCGUCAAGGUCAAGGCUAGAGUCAACAUCCAUGGUAUCUUGAGUGUUGAAAGUGCAUAUGUUGUUGAGGAAGUCCUUAAGGACGAACUGAUUGAGGAAAAUGCUAACGCUGAGGAGAAUCCCGAUGCACCUUUGACUCGCAAGGUCAAGAAGUUGGUCAAGAAGGGAGAUCUACCCGUUGUCAGCGCCACUUCCAGCCUCGAUCGCUCCAUCAUCAACGAGCUGAGAGAGAAGGAAAAUGAGAUGAUUGCCUCUGACAAGUUGGUAGUCGAUACCGAGAUGGCUAAGAACACUUUGGAGGAGUUCAUCUAUGAUACCCGCUCCAAGGUCAGUGGAGGUGCCUACAAAGAUUAUAUCAACCCUGCCGAUAAGGAUAAGUUUAUCCAGGACUUGAAUGAUGCCGAGAAUUGGCUCUAUGAUGAGGGUGAGGAGACCACCAAGUCUGUCUACUUCGACAAGUUGAAGGAGCUCCAGGUGGUCGGCAAUCCUGUCAUUCAUCGUUAUCGCGAGGCAGAGGCUCGUCCUCUUGCAGGCCGUGAACUUCGCGAGACCAUCAACAAUCUCUUGGCUCAGGCCACUAGCACAGAGGAAAAGUAUGCCCACAUUCCUGAAGCCGAGAAGAACAGCAUUGUUGAGAAGUGUUCGAAGGCACAGACAUGGAUUGAGAACAAAGAAGAGCGCCAGUCAAUGUUGAAGAAGUAUGAAGAACCCGUUGUGACCUCAGCUGAGAUCCGUAAGCAACGUGAUGACCUUAUCUACUUUGCUACACCUAUCCUUAACAAGCCAAAGCCCAAGCCUGUUGUUGUGGAUACUCCCCCUGCAGAAGCAUCAACGCCAUCCACCCCAGAGACCAAGAACACCCCAGAGACCAAGGAGGAUGACACCAAGGAUAUGGACAUUGACUAAAGAAAUAAGAAAAAAAGAAAGCAACAAAGCAACACAAUCCUGUUUGUACAAAGCAUCAAAAUAAAUAAAUAAAUUGCAUGAUUUGAGUCUGUGUAAC